GCAAGGAGAAGGAGCCCCUGGAGUCGCAGUACCAGGUGGGCCCGCUCCUGGGCAGCGGCGGCUUCGGCUCGGUCUACUCGGGCGUCCGCGUCUCCGACAACUUGCCGGUGGCCAUCAAACACGUGGAGAAGGACCGGAUUUCCGACUGGGGGGAGCUGCCCAGUGGCACCCGAGUGCCCAUGGAAGUGGUCCUGCUGCAGAAGGUGAGCUCGGGCUUCUCCGGCGUCAUCCGGCUCCUGGACUGGUUCGAGAGGCCCGACAGUUUCGUCCUGAUCCUGGAGAGGCCCGAGCCGGUGCAAGACCUCUUCGACUUUAUCACGGAACGGGGAGCCCUGCAGGAGGAGCUGGCCCGCAGCUUCUUCUGGCAGGUGCUGGAG
Messenger RNA from Carlito syrichta (Philippine tarsier), 377 nucleotides. RefSeq names its product serine/threonine-protein kinase pim-1-like. Gene Ontology annotation, biological process: protein autophosphorylation. The record is from RefSeq and is a predicted model, not a curated record. Gene Ontology annotation, cellular component: cytoplasm. The transcript is spliced from 3 exons. Gene Ontology annotation, molecular function: ATP binding; protein serine/threonine kinase activity. The annotation marks the transcript as partial. Lineage: Eukaryota; Metazoa; Chordata; Mammalia; Primates; Tarsiidae.